CUCAAUACGAUCCUGGGAAUAAUGCCCCUCCUUACUACUCGAUUGCCGCACACUCACAGAUUGAGGUGUGGCCAUCGAGGGCAGCCAUCUUCUUGACUUUCUGUCGCUUAGCAUUUCAGCGUGCUACAUAUCGCUUUGUUAACGGCGCAACCGGGAACUCUGUGUGUCAAGGAGGGAAAAAAAAACCUUCUCCUCCUCCCGCGAUAGAGGGCCGAGGGAGUGCCAUGCGUUACGAAUCCACAGCAUCUUCGCAUGACGACCGUUUAAUUCAACAUACAAGAAGCUACACGCUGUGACUGCAUUCAAUCACUGAUUUGGGAUCGUUUGUACCAGUUCAAAUACGACCUGGGCUUUAAUUCAGUAUGUAAAUCGUCCUCUAGGCUCUAGACCCCUGCGUCGCUAUCCUGUCGCACCUUCAGCGCCCCCAUUUUCCCCUCUCUGGCUUUAUCCCCCUCCGCCACCACCUUUCGGCAAUGCACUUCCGGCUGUGCAAAAUUCGACAAAAAAUUCCGAAUCCCAGUCCGGAAACCUACAGAGACGCUGAAAGAAAGACUAAAAACAUGGGAUGCAAUACGGGCCGAUGCCUCGGUCCAGACGAUACGGGGUACCCUGGAUCAGAAUUCAUGGCAGCCAUUAGAAAGAAAUUGGUUAUUGUGGGUGAUGGUGCUUGUGGUAAAACAUGCUUACUUAUAGUCUUCAGCAAAGACCAAUUUCCAGAAGUUUAUGUACCUACAGUGUUUGAAAAUUAUGUUGCAGAUAUUGAAGUUGAUGGGAAACAAGUGGAACUGGCUCUUUGGGACACAGCUGGACAAGAAGAUUAUGAUAGGUUGCGUCCACUAUCAUAUCCUGAUACAGAUGUAAUCUUAAUGUGUUUCUCUAUUGAUAGUCCAGAUUCCCUGGAAAACAUUCCUGAGAAAUGGACACCAGAGGUGAAGCACUUUUGCCCAAAUGUGCCCAUUAUCCUUGUUGGAAACAAAAAAGACUUACGCAAUGAUCCUAAUACUAUCAAAGAACUUAGCAAGAUGAAACAAGAACCAGUUAAGCCAGAAGAAGGAAGAGCUAUGGCUGAAAAAAUCAAUGCCUUUGCUUAUCUUGAAUGUUCUGCUAAAAGUAAGGAAGGUAUUAGGGAAGUAUUUGAAACAGCCACUCGGGCAGCACUACAAUUCGUAGGUAAAAAAGAAGAAGAAGGGAAGAUGUUGGCUCCUAUAAUUCUUGAAUUAUCACCGAUAACGAGACAACACUAAUGGAAUUGCUAGUUGCAAUGAAACUAGUUGUUAUGCCGGAGACCCCCAGCGGAAACAAUAAUAUAAUAACAAUUUAUCUUUAAUUAUUUUACAUAAUAAAGCAACUUAUUAAACAAGGAAACUAUAAAAAUACGUAAUAUAAAAAAAAAACUGUCGUCAAAACUGGAGACUUAAACUACUGAUUAAAUUCAAUACAAAUAUAUAUAUAUAUAUGUAUGUAUAUAUACAUAUAUAUAUAUAUAUAUAUACAUAUAUAUAUAUAUAUAUAUAUAUAUAUAUAUGUAUAUGUAUAUGUAUAUGUAUAUAUAUAAAAUAUCUUACACAACUGGGUCAAUUCAAAAUGACUUUAAAAUGAUAGGAGAUAGAAGAUGAAAAUUUCAUUAGAUAAAUAUUAAUAUAAAUAUUAUUAAGUAGUGCACUACAAAAUGCACAGUAUUACAUCUGUGAUCUAAAGUUAUGUUUCAAAGAUUUCUAGAUCAUUUCCAUUUCUUUAAAUUAAACUGGUUUUUAUAUCUAUAAAUAUAUAUAUAUAUAUAUAUAUGUAUAUAUAUAUAUAUAUAUGUCUAUAAAUAUAUAUACACACUUGACAAAUUGUCUUAAAUUUUAUAGAAAUAUGUUAAAGCACUUUGAAACGAUUAAUUCAAAAGAUAUUUUAAUUCUAAUUGUGUAAUUAUGUAUUGUAUGACAAACAGAAAAAAUAAACAUAAAAGCUUAUAUAUUAUAUUGUGCACAUUUUUUUUUUGUUUUUCAUAUACUAAAUUUUACAAAUUCAUAAUUAAAAUAAAAUUUUUAAACUAAACAUUUUCAGAUAAAAAUGUUUUCAUAUUUUUUAGAAAAUAAAAACAUCAAUUGAUUUAUUAAAAAAUAUAAAAUAUCAUUUAAGAAACUAAUGAUGACUUUGAAUUCUUUGAAACGCUUUCAUUUUCAGCAUAUAUGCAUCAAAUAUUAUAUUUAUUUAAAACUAUUUUGUUAAAUGAAAUUUUUUUUCUAUCUUUUUUCAUCUCAAAGUUAUAACUUGAUCAAAUUGCGUAGAUAUUUUGUAUAUGCUAUAGUAUAUGAGAAACUAUAAUGUAUAUUGUAAUGACUACUUGAUUGUAUUUUUUAAUAAUAAUGAAUUGUGCUUCAAGUUUAAAAAUUAAACAAUUGUCAUACCAACUAUUUAUAAUUAUGAUAUAUAAUUAUCUAUAUCAUUGUAGUAAUUAUCAUUAUUAUUAGUAUCUCAUUGCUAUCAUAUGCAUCUCUUUCUUUUUUCUUUUUUUAAGUUGUAGUGCAUGUUUAUUUUUUAAUAAUAAAAAGAAAGUAGAAAGAAGAUGAAAAAGUUGGGGGAAUUCCUAAAACAAUAUAAAAAGAGAAAAUGGAAAGAAUAAAGAUGUAGUAUGCAAUGUAAAGUCAUAGAAAGCAAUGUAAGAAUUUAAAACAAAAUGUUAAGAAUUCCAAAUGUUACGUCGCUAUUUUAUCAAACCAUCGCAUUAUAUCUAUAUUUCUUACACAAAAAAUGAACUUUAUAUUAUAAAAUUGCGUAAGUAGACCAACUGAUCACUUUGAUCUUUAAGAUAUCAACUAGAUUAAAUGUAUUAUUAAUUAUUAUUAUAAUUAUUAAUUAUUUUUAUUAUUAUAUUAUUGUAAUACGAUGACACUAACAUUACGGAUUGUAACAGCGAUUAUAUUUAUAUAUUUCGACAACACAUUCAUUGUAUCCAAGUACAGAAGUACAUAAAUAUCUUAGUUGCGUUUUAUUACGCGAUAUUUUUUCAAAUUAUUCGACAUAAUGUAAUUACUCUAAAUUAAUAAUUUAAGGCGAACAAUUUUCAUAAAAAAUAUUGAUUUUUAUAGUAAAUCAUGGGACUUACAGGAUACUUUAUACUUUAUACUUCUACCAAUGUUUCGAUUUCGAUUGAAAGUAAUAUGUAUUCUUCAAACGUAAUUAAUUUAUGAGUUCGAGUUACCUUUACAAAA
Messenger RNA from Apis cerana (Asiatic honeybee), 3200 nucleotides. It is a transcript of the gene Rho1, whose product is annotated as ras-like GTP-binding protein Rho1. Gene Ontology annotation, molecular function: GTP binding; GTPase activity. Gene Ontology annotation, biological process: small GTPase-mediated signal transduction. Lineage: Eukaryota; Metazoa; Arthropoda; Insecta; Hymenoptera; Apidae. The record is from RefSeq and is a predicted model, not a curated record.